Leptinotarsa decemlineata (Colorado potato beetle) is the source of this 960-nucleotide messenger RNA. RefSeq names its product very long chain fatty acid elongase 7. Gene Ontology annotation, biological process: fatty acid elongation, monounsaturated fatty acid; fatty acid elongation, saturated fatty acid; sphingolipid biosynthetic process. NCBI's taxonomy places the organism in Eukaryota, Metazoa, Arthropoda, Insecta, Coleoptera, Chrysomelidae. Gene Ontology annotation, molecular function: fatty acid elongase activity. The record is from RefSeq and is a predicted model, not a curated record. Gene Ontology annotation, cellular component: endoplasmic reticulum membrane.
AUUUCUUUGAUGUUAGUGAGUCUAUGUGAUAAGUUCAACAAUGGCCCUAGUAUUGAAAAAGUUAUAUCAAGGAUAUUUCUGGGUUUUCGAUGAAUUAUCUGAUAAAAGGACAGACGAUAUACUCAUUUUCAAAUCACCACUAUGUAUGUUGGCCAUACAAGUCAGUUACAUCUACAUUGUCAAAUAUUUGGGGCCGAAAUUAAUGGAAAAUAGAAAACCGUUCAACAUAAGGAAAAUUUUGCUGGUUUAUAAUACUUUACAAAUAUUUCUAAAUGCGUUCAUAUGCUAUAAAGCAUGUAAUAUAAUGGCUCCAAAUCUAUUUGGGUGCGGCAAAAUCAACUAUUCCACUGAUGAACAAGGGUUGAGUGAGUUGUCGAUAAGUUUACAAUUUCUCUCAUUGAAAAUACUGGAUCUUAUGGAUACGGUCUUCUUCGUUCUACGCAAAAGCUACAGACAAGUUAAUUUUCUUCACGUUUAUCACCACGUAGCAAUGAUUUUAUGCUUGUGGAUUGGAGCCAGAUUUUUCCCCGGAGGAGUCGGAAUGUGGCUUGUUAUAGUGAAUGGUUUCGUACAUGUCCUGAUGUUCACAUAUUAUUUGCUGACAGCACUUGAUAGCAGUUGGAAAAACAGUAUUCGUUUGAAGAAAGCCCUGACUCAGAUCCAACUGAUCCAGUUCACAAUAUUCAUCAUAAUAUUUGGAAGGACGCUAGUUGAUCCCAGUUGUGAAUAUCCUAAACUUCCAGGGUAUUUAUUGGUGCCUCAAAACUGUUUCAUGCUGUUUCUUUUUGGCGAUUUCUAUGUGAAAGAAUAUAUCUUCAAGAAAGAAAAAAACAAUUAGGAAUAAGGAAUAUACUUUCUCAUUUUAUAUAUUGCAUUCUUGAUCAAAUUUGGUUUUCUUAGAAAAUAAACUUAUUUAUUUUUUCUCUUUGGAUAUGAAAAAUAAAGAGCAUGUAACAUUCA